AUGAGCUUUUCCAUGUUUGGCGAGGACUCCCCACGCAGCAUCCAGCUGCCGGAUAAUUAUCUAGUGGGAAGAAAUAGUCCUGUGGUGGUGGAGCAGAAUGUCAGUUAUACCAGGGGAAAUCCUACUCAUGGGGUUCAGCAGAGUCUGCUUCCGCUGGAUCCACGCAGACUACCGAGCAGAUUCCGAAAUAACAGCGAAGCUAGGGAAAACGGGAACGGAAACGGGAAUGGAAAUGAUGAGGAUGCAAGAUUUCUUCGUUUGGCCCAUGAGGCCUUAGUAGCUUCCACGGCCAAGCUGGAUAUGCUUGUGGAUCCGACGAUCGAGGAUCUUUUAACGAGACUUCAAUAUGCGCUGCUGCCCCACGGGAACCCGAUAAAACGGUCUCAGAACAUCACAGCUAACGAAAAUGGUCAACUUAUGAUUCAGAACUUCUACGAUGGGUUCCCCAACAUGAGCAACGAUAUCUUCACGGGCACGCACAACCACCCGCUGAAUUCUAAUAACUCAGGCUGGAACUUCCUUCUAGACGAAGAAAAGAAGAAAAGUGAGAUCAAACAAGAGGCCGAGGAAGAAGAGGAUAAGGUUCCGGCGCUAGACAGAAAAAACAAGCUUCAAAGAAAGUUCCCGUGCCCGGAUUGCGAUAUGCUGUUCCGGAGAAGCAGCGAUCUCAAGCGCCAUGGAAAACAGCACUUGGAAAUCCCAGCCAAUAUCUGUCCUUCUUGUGGCAAAGGCUUUGCUCGAAGAGAUGCUCUUAAACGGCACCAGGGCACGCUUACAUGUAAGAGAAACGAGCUCAAGGGCUUGUACGAGAAGAACUUGACAUAUCUACGAGAGCAGCAGCAGGAUAAGCGAUAA
This is a messenger RNA of Candidozyma duobushaemuli, 855 nucleotides long. RefSeq lists its product as uncharacterized. The record is from RefSeq and is a predicted model, not a curated record. The transcript has a single exon. Lineage: Eukaryota; Fungi; Ascomycota; Pichiomycetes; Serinales; Metschnikowiaceae. The coding region runs from base 1 to 855 and encodes 284 amino acids. Gene Ontology annotation, molecular function: DNA-binding transcription factor activity, RNA polymerase II-specific; sequence-specific DNA binding. Gene Ontology annotation, cellular component: nucleus. Gene Ontology annotation, biological process: regulation of transcription by RNA polymerase II.